AUGGACCCCAGCGAAUUCCAGUCACCGAAGGACUUUGUGGCCGGCCUCUCCAGAGCAGAGGCCAAAGCACUGCUGCAAAAGUGGCGCGAGGAGAAUGGCCGCAACUCUGAGCUGAUUCGCGAAAUAUGGCGCUGUCCGAAGCUGGCACUCGCCUCUAAUCUCGGUGAUGAAAAAUGGCUCGUCCUCGAGCAGGUCUGCCUCGCCGCGACCGACCUGCACGACAAGACGCUGGUGAAGGAGUGCCUCGCCCUGCUGCAGGCCCAGUUUCCCAAGAGCAGCCGCGUCCGCCGCCUGCGCCUGAUGGCCAAUCUGGAGCUGAAUGAGCGCUACGAGGAGGCCCUCACCGAGUACAACAGCAUGAUCGCCGCCGAUGAGUCCAACUCGCUGCUCUACAAGCGGAAGAUCGCCAUCCUCGUGGCGGCGAAGCAGACCACCGACGCCAUCAAGCACCUGGUGGAUUACCUGAAGAAGUUCCUCAACGACCACGAGGCGUGGAUCCAGCUGGCCGGCCUGUACAUUCGCGAGCAGGAGUACGUCCGGGCGGCCUUCUGCCUGGAGGAGCUCAUACUGACCAGCCCGCACAACCACCUCUACCACGAGAAGUACGCCGAGGUGCAGUACACCAUCGGCACGCCCGAUUCCCUUGAACUGUCUCGCUCCUACUUUGCCCAGGCCGCCCGCCUGAAGCCGUCCAGCGUCCGGGCACUCUAUGGCCUGCUGCUCGCCUCGAACGCCCUCGCCGCGCUGCCGAAAACGGCGCCGGCGAAGAAGAAAGAGUGCCAGCGGCUGUCCGCCUGGGCCGCCGACGCCCUCGCCAAGAUCUACCGCAGCGCCGUCGUCGAUGAUGAGAAGCACCUGGAGAGCCUGGAGGGUGCUCUCGCCAGUCUGCAGGUGUCCUGA
Rhagoletis zephyria (snowberry fruit fly) is the source of this 900-nucleotide messenger RNA. Lineage: Eukaryota; Metazoa; Arthropoda; Insecta; Diptera; Tephritidae. The record is from RefSeq and is a predicted model, not a curated record.